This is a messenger RNA of Anisakis simplex (herring worm), 450 nucleotides long. Lineage: Eukaryota; Metazoa; Nematoda; Chromadorea; Rhabditida; Anisakidae. The record is from the annotation of a GenBank genome assembly.
CUUUCGAUUUUACCCGAAGUGCUCAUCUAUCGAGAAAUCGAAUUGCUUUCAAGUGGUCAACGCUAUGCAACACCUUGCUUCAUUGGUGCGCGAAAAGUCUAUCUUGUUCGAGGAAAAUAUCCGGACUUGUUGACAACGGCAUGGAAUGAAUUUGCAGCUGAACGAUCGUACUAUAAUGAUUGCCCAGAAGUACAUGAUGAACAACAACAUUUCGUUAUUUUUGAAAGUGCUGAUGGCGGCGUUAAUCUGGAUGCUUUUAAGAUCAAGAUCAAGCGUUUCAUUUUCAUUAGUGAAAUUAAGAUCCAGCGUUUCGAUCAAGUCAUCUCCGUAUUCGUCCAACUAAUGCUAUCGUUAGCGAUUGCUGAACGCUUGCUGUGUUUUGAACAUCGUGAUCUGCAUGCUGGUAACAUUCUCAUUCAGUCGGUUCCAAUCAAAACAGAUAUCGAGUAG